Molecule: messenger RNA, 1139 nt
Organism: Trematosphaeria pertusa
Lineage: Eukaryota; Fungi; Ascomycota; Dothideomycetes; Pleosporales; Trematosphaeriaceae
Exons: 3
Coding region: 143-844 (233 amino acids)
Molecular function (GO): acyltransferase activity, transferring groups other than amino-acyl groups
Source: RefSeq, a predicted model, not a curated record
UCAUCUUUGUUCCUACGCAUGGUUGGCCGUGCGGCGUCCAGUAUCCCCUCUUUAAUCUAUUUAACCGAGACCUACCACCUCGCCUCUCCUUUCCUUUCCUUUCCUUCCCCACCCUUUGAAGUAAGUUCGUCAAUUCGCUACAAUGGGCCUCAAACUCCUCCCCGCCUCCUACUCCGACAUGCCUGGACUCGUGCAAGUCCUCUACUCCGCGAACUCGGACCCGCACGACCCCUUCGUCGACCUGUGUCUCCCCGGCAUCGGCGCAUGGUCGACCUCCACCGUCGAGGAGGGCAUGGAGGAAGUACGCAAGAAUUAUCUGGCUGACUGGCAGGCGAGCAAGACGCAGCACUGGAUGAAGGUUGUGGAUGAGGAGACUGGGCAGAUCGUGAGUGCGUCGAAGUGGGAGAUCUUCGAUCAUAAUCCGUACGCGGAGGGCUUGCCGCGUAUCGACGCUACGUGGCUCCCCGCGGAUACGAAAUUGAGGAAGUACGCUGAGUGGUUGAUCAACACGCGAUAUGGUCAGGCUGCGGCUCGUUGCCAGUGUCCUCAUGUUUGGCUUGAUAUCUGCAUCACUCUGCCCGCGGCGCGCCGGCGUGGCGCAGCAAGCAUGUCACUCCAAUGGGGCGUCGACAAGGCUGACGAAAUGGAUGUUGAGGCUUUCAUUGAGGCGACUGUGGAGGGCGCCCAAUUGUAUGAGAGGUUUGGGUUUCGCACGGUGGAGGUUGUGGACCUGAAGAGGGAUGGCAAGGAGGUGGAAGGGGAUGAGGAGUGGAAGAGUUUGGAGAGGGAGUACCCGCUGAAGUAUCGGUGGAUGGAGAGGGAGAAGAAGAGUGCGAGGUCAUAAUCUUCAACUAUGCUUAUAUACAGUCGACGCGAACUCCGUUACCUACUCCGUCUUCGGUGCCUUCUCCUUCAGCGGCACCACCGUUCCCUUAUCAAACGGGUCGAACGGCAGAUCAUCGUACUCGCUAUACCCACCCUCCUCCGGCCUCGCAAACAUCUCAAACCCCGGCGGUGGAUUCGCCUGAUGCUCGUAGUACCACUGAUACGCAGCAUCGAAAUCGCGACACUUGUGGUCGAGAUUGUAGUUGGGAUGCGGCCAGUGUCGGCCCUUGACCCAGUUUGAGGGCACCACGUUG